Messenger RNA from Teleopsis dalmanni, 2156 nucleotides. It is a transcript of the gene MTPAP, whose product is annotated as poly(A) RNA polymerase, mitochondrial. The record is from RefSeq and is a predicted model, not a curated record. The coding region runs from base 1186 to 2076 and encodes 296 amino acids. Gene Ontology annotation, molecular function: poly(A) RNA polymerase activity. Gene Ontology annotation, biological process: mitochondrial mRNA polyadenylation. The transcript is spliced from 3 exons. Lineage: Eukaryota; Metazoa; Arthropoda; Insecta; Diptera; Diopsidae.
AUAAUUUAACUUAUGUACAUAACGGCGCAGCAUAAGCACUUUUCUAUUUAGUAAUUUAUUGCUAGGUAAGCGUCUACGAUUCCACUUGUCUCGAGUACGCUUACUGUUGGUGUUGUUGUAUAUGCGGUCAAUGUCUGAAAACAUACGGUUAAGUAGAAGGCAAAGUUCCGCCGAUAUGUGUGGUGUCAAAUUCCCUUGUGUGUGGAAUUAUGCAUUUGUUUGUAAACAAUGCAAUGCGCUUGGAAACAAUUAGUGUAUUUGUAUAUUCACUGCGCAAUCAAAUAUAGAACUACUUAUUAUUAUAUUAAUAAUAUGUAUUGCCCAUAUAACUAUCGCAUAUACAUUACACGGCAUUAUCGCUUAUCAACAAAGUAAUUUGGAUUCAGAAGUAGCAAAUCCACAAUAGAUGCAAUUCGAAUGGUGACAGAGAUAGCACGAAAAGCUAUAAGUGGCACCAGGUUGAGAUUUGACGAUAAUACACUGAAUCAAUCAAUAUUAUUGCUGAAUGGCUGAAUAAAGCAAACCUAGACCUCGCAACAGAAAAAAUAAGAACAGAAAGGUAAAAGAAUUGAUAACUUUUAGGGCAGUAAGUUGUAAAAUAACAUUCCGACUCUAUAUAAAGUACAUAAGAGUACUAAUGGACACUCGUAUGCCUUUCAAAGAUCAUCUUAACAUAGUGAACGAUAAGACAAUACGUGUAUAUGCUGCGCUAACACGCUCUAUAGCAAAUAUUGGUGGCCCACGAGCAAGCAGAAUUACUGGCAAAUGUAGUAAGCUCCAUUAUACUCUAUGCAGUACCAGUUUGAGCUUAUGCGUAAGAAAACUUGUCUGUCUGGCAUAAAAUCAACGUAUCGCCUCUGCGCAUUGAGGGUCACCAUUGCCUUCCUCACAUUCUUAAAUGAGGUAAUAAGAGUAAAAGCGGGAAUGCGAUCAAUAAAUAUAUUGGAGCAGCCCAAUAUAUCCAACCGAAAUAGAGGAUGCUGAACACAUGGUUUUCAAAUACUCGAGUUUUAAAAAAGGACAACAAUAUGUACAGAAUAGUUGGAAACCUCAUCAGACAAAUAGGUAAAGCCGUCUGACAGGAACAGAGACAACCAACUGACGAUAUACGCAGAAAUGCUUGGACGGCCUUAAAUAUUUUACGGUGAUGCCAAGAGAAAAUAUCCAUUGAUAACUGGUUUUUAUAUGUCAGAGCUGCUAUACAUGUUCGGAGAGCUAGAUGAACGAGUGCGACCAUUAAUGUUUUGUGUACGUCGUUGGGCAAAUAGUUGUGGCUUAACUAAUCCGUCUCCUGGACGUUGGAUCACAAAUUUUUCACUUACCUGCCUUGUAAUUUUCUUUUUACAAAAUCUGGAACAGCCCAUUCUGCCCACUAUAAACUCGCUUUUUAGGUCCGCAUCGCAAGAAGAUGUACAUAUUACUGAAGACGGUAUCAAUUGCAGUUUUACCAGAGACUUCAAACGUACUGGAUUCCAUUGUAAAAACAAAAGUCAAAUAAAUGAAUUACUUUUACAAUUUUUUGAAUUCUAUUCACAAUUUGAUUUUCAUAAUCGUGCAUUAUCUCUCAAUGAAGGGCGUGACUUACCUAAACCAGAUCAUUCAGCACUGUAUAUAAUUAAUCCAUUAGAACAGAUAUUGAACGUAAGUAAAAAUGUUAGCCUAGAAGAGUGUGAGAGAUUGCGAAUUGAAAUACGCAACGGAGCGUGGUUACUAGAGUCUGAAAUUGAAUAUUCUACAAUUCCAAAAAGUGAUAAAUAUUCAACAUCCUGGGGAAUUCUUAAUCUAUUUAAAUCUCAUGAAAAUACGAUUACACGUCCAAAUUUUUUUUUAAAACCACGUAUGAUGGAAAUAAAAGAUUUGUUUGAUAGAACGGGGACAGACAAUCCGACACCAGUUAACGGUAAUAGUAGUACUAAAUUUAAAAAUUUAAUUGUAAAAAAACAAGUGCAAAAUAUUAAAUCACAAGCGCGUACUGAGAUAAAACAGAUGCAUUUGAAUGCAACUACAUCGAGUGCUGUGACGAUGACAACUACGACACCUAUAAAAAAAACUUUAAAGAGUAAACGAAGUAGAUGAGAUCAUAACUAAGAAUAGGAAUGUGUAACUUUAUUUUUUACUGUUUCAUAAAAUCUGUAAUAAAUUUAUUUUAAAAUCGA